Molecule: messenger RNA, 162 nt
Organism: Perkinsus marinus ATCC 50983
Lineage: Eukaryota; Perkinsozoa; Perkinsida; Perkinsidae
Exons: 1
Coding region: 1-162 (53 amino acids)
Source: RefSeq, a predicted model, not a curated record
AUGAACGAGCGUAUCUUUUCCGAUGGAGACGAUACCUCGGCUACUUCUGGUUCGAUACUCGAUAGAUGGUUGCGAGGUAUACGCGGUUCUGAAGGGGAGGAGGAGGUCACUUCUAAGGCUUCUAAGUCCACUCUCAAACAAGAGGAAGAUCUUAUUACUUGA